This is a messenger RNA of Scaptodrosophila lebanonensis, 1904 nucleotides long. RefSeq names its product zinc finger protein 177. The coding region runs from base 33 to 1688 and encodes 551 amino acids. The transcript is spliced from 4 exons. Lineage: Eukaryota; Metazoa; Arthropoda; Insecta; Diptera; Drosophilidae. Gene Ontology annotation, cellular component: nucleus. Gene Ontology annotation, molecular function: RNA polymerase II transcription regulatory region sequence-specific DNA binding; DNA-binding transcription factor activity, RNA polymerase II-specific; zinc ion binding. Gene Ontology annotation, biological process: regulation of transcription by RNA polymerase II. The record is from RefSeq and is a predicted model, not a curated record.
AGAGUGAGGCCAUAAAUUUAUGCGCCAGUAAAAUGGCCGACAUGAAGACCGAAAUUAAGCUGGAGGGCGACUGGCUGAGUUGGUGUCGCCUAUGCGCCAAGGACGAUGCACGGCGGAAUGUGAAAGUGAUUUGUAGUCAGGAGGGGGUGGCGGAUGGAAGCUGGGACAGUGUUCUUGUCAUGGCCAUCAGAAAGUACUUUGAGGUGCAUAUGCGGCUGGAAGACGAACUGAGCAGUGUUCUCUGCACUGAAUGCUACACAUUGAUAAGCGAACUCAUUGACUUUGCCGAGCAUGUUACCAAGGUGCAAGCCAUCUUUGAAGUACUACGUCGUACUGAUCCGACCACACCCUUUGAUGUGGAGGCACUGCGACAGCAAUACGGACUGGGUGAGAACGAUUGGACCCACAUCAUCAAGCCAUCGGACUAUGAAGGCGAAUUGGAGAAGAAUGACUUAAAGGUAGAUGUGGCUCAAGAAUUUGUUGACCUCAAUGCCAGCUUGGAGUGUGAAAGUGCACGGAUGCAUGCGGACGGCAUGGAAGAAGUAACGGCCCUCGAAGAAGUUGCCAUUGUUGGUUUGGAAGAGGCAGAAAAGGAGGAGCAUGCGACCAAAGACACACUAAUAAAAAGACCGCGUGGUCGACCCAAAGGCUCCACGAAUGCCAAAAGGCUUAAACUUAUAACCAAUCGUACCAGCGAUGGUACAAAAGAGCAAUCUCAAAAAUCUCUGAAAGGCCAUUUUCAGAGUACUGCCGACAGUAUUACUUUAGAGUACAGCGUUGAUUCAAAGGAAAGGUCGCGUUCCUCAAGUCUAAAUGGAGACCUCGAAUUUCCGCCCGAAGAUCGCAGCUCAUCGAUAGCCACUAACGAGGCUCUGGAGUCUUGCGAUAGUGAAGAGAGUUCCGCUGAUGAAGGGUUGACUAAACGAAGUCGCAUGACUUGUACGGAUUGUGGCAAGUCCUAUAAGAAACCCGCAUGUUACAAAAAGCAUUUGAAACGUGGUUGCCAGAGAGUGACGGAUCGUCAGAAAGUGGACAAAAAUGUAACAUGUGAGAUAUGCAAUAAGACUCUUUCGUCAGCAUCAGCCUUAAAGCUGCACAAGGAGGGCAUACACGAGAAUGCAAAGCCCUUCAUCUGCGACUGCUGCGGGAAACCGUUGAAGACGCUCACAGCUCUCAAUGAACACAAAUUGGUGCAUACUGAGGAGCGCCCCUUUGUGUGUACCAUUUGCAAAGCAGGCUUCAAGAACAAAGCGCGACUGAAGAUUCACAAUCAAAUUCACGAGGAGCCGAAUUUCGUUUGCAAUAUCUGCGGCAAGAAGCUGCAGACACGUCGCACUUGGAACAUGCACAAGCUGGUGCACACCGAGGAACGGAAAAUGAAAUGCGACGUUUGCGGUGCCUGCUUUAAACGCUCCAAGACCCUGAAGACGCACUUACUCAGCCACACGGGCCUGCGGCCCUAUGUCUGCAACUAUUGCGGCCGCACCUUUGCGUGCAAUGCCAAUUGCCGUGCUCACAAGAUAAAAAAACAUCCGCAGGAAGUGGAACAGGAGGACGGGGAAGGCGUGUCGUCGCGCCUUAAUGUGCCUACGCUCGAUGAGCUGCGCGUUAUCACCCAGAAAAUACCCAAGGUAUUAAAUGAAGCGCCGGCCGAGCUGGCCAAUGGCGUGAAGAUCGUUCCAACCUAAAUUGGAUGCGGAUCGGUGGACACAAUGCAUUUCAUUCUAAGAAUUUAAUAAACCUUAGUGAUUUUCUAGUUAUUUUCCAUUUACGCCCCCACAGUGUUACUUGUAAUUCAUUCCCAACUAAUGAUCAGCCUUGCUAGUCUUUUAUUUAUUAGCUGAACUCACACACAUUUAUAUAUCCGCAUAUUUUUCAAUAAAUAUACAUAUGUAUGUAAUUAA